Sinocyclocheilus rhinocerous is the source of this 1124-nucleotide messenger RNA. RefSeq names its product growth arrest and DNA damage-inducible protein GADD45 alpha-like. Lineage: Eukaryota; Metazoa; Chordata; Actinopteri; Cypriniformes; Cyprinidae. Gene Ontology annotation, biological process: regulation of cell cycle. Bases 110 to 583 code for a protein of 157 amino acids. The transcript has 4 exons. The record is from RefSeq and is a predicted model, not a curated record. Gene Ontology annotation, cellular component: cytoplasm; nucleus.
UCAGAUUUACAGAUGACAGUCAGAGAAAGAAGAGCUGCGAGAACACUGCUGGAUUUACUCUGUUUUCAAAGGAAAGUUAUUCAAGUCCGUGCUGGAUUUUAGGUGCAACAUGACGUUUGAAGAACUUAAUGGAGAUUACUCUAUUGAAAGGAUGGAUUCUGUGAUUAAAGCUCUGGAGGAGGUUCUGCGCUCCGCAUUACCGCAGGGAUGUAUUACAGUUGGGGUAUACGAGGCUGCAAAGUCACUCAAUGUGGACCCUGAUAACGUGGUGCUGUGCAUCCUGGCCACAGACGACGAUGAUGUGAAGGAUGUGGCGCUUCAGAUUCACUUCACUCUCAUUCAGGCUUUCUGCUGCGAGAAUGACAUCAACAUCCUGCGCGUCAACAACACGCGUCGCCUCGCGCACAUCCUCGGGGGCGCCGGCAUGCACGGCAGCGAGCAGAUGGAUCUGCACUGCAUUCUGGUCACUGUUCCACAUGCAUCCACAUGGAAGAACCCAGCUUUGGGAAAAGUGAACCGCUUCUGCAGAGAGAGUCGCUGUAUGGAUCAAUGGGUGCCCAUUAUUAACCUUCCAGAACGAUGAGGACAGCUAAAAACAAGGGAAAAACAUGGAUAAAAAAUAUCUAGUAAAAAUGAUAAAAGCUAAAAAAGGUGGUCACAAAAAGGACUGAUAGUCCAGACUGGUGGAACUAGGGACUAACCUACAGAAUGAACUGGAGGAGGAGCACCCUUUUGCAAUCUUGAGAUGAUUCAGCAGUUUUUGGCUUUGUUUGUGGGACUUUUUGAGGACGUCACAGGAAGCUAAUUGUGAAUGGAAGUGAGCGCCUGAGAAUCUUGUGAGAUAGUUUAUUGGUGGGGUGUCAUAAAGCACUUCAGUUAAUUACAGGAUGAAAUAUUUCUCAGGCAACACAAUAUCAGAGGUGAUAUUUUUCAAAGAGGCUGCCCCAUCAUUUUUAAUAGUAUGCUAUAAGUACUUAUUAAUGUUGGAAAAUAGAUUAUUUUAAAGGGACUUGCUUCUAAACCACUGAGAUGAAAACUAUGCAUUCACAGUAUCCUGUAAGAACUUUUUUUUUUUUACACAAGUUAAUUGUUCUUUUGUGGUCUUUAAAUUAUUUAUAUUAAUU